AUGACGGAGACAGGCUGGGACAUGCUAUGGGUUUAUAUAUAUGGAACCAUUUUCGUCAUUGUAUCCAUCAUUUGUAUAAACUACUACAACUACGAGCAGCAUGAACGUCGAAAACUCGAACUGGCGAAACAAAAAUCUCCGAAGAAGAGUACAAAGCCAAAGAGACCUUAUUGGCCCGAAGCGGCGCCAUGUCCGAGAUCAAGCCAACAUUCGACAACAAACGAAGCGGGACCAUCCAACUCUGAAGAGAGUUCACAAACUCGCCAAGCCGGGUCAACUAACUCACAAACUGGAACUUCUGCAACGAACACACUAUCUACAUCUUCUAACAAACCAAAUAAUUCGAAGAAAGGAUCCAAGAAAAACGCAAAAUCUUCUGAUAAAAAGAAGAAAUAA
Caenorhabditis remanei is the source of this 396-nucleotide messenger RNA. RefSeq lists its product as uncharacterized. Bases 1 to 396 code for a protein of 131 amino acids. The record is from RefSeq and is a predicted model, not a curated record. The transcript is spliced from 2 exons. Lineage: Eukaryota; Metazoa; Nematoda; Chromadorea; Rhabditida; Rhabditidae.